AUGCAUCUACGUCCCGAUCAUGCAGUCCGAGACCUCCCAACCCUCCACGCCUUCAUCAAACAACACCCACUAGGCGUCCUCACCACUUCCCUCCCUUCGGAGAAUCACCCGACACUCCAAUGCAGCCAUAUCCCCUGGGUAUUGGACAGUGAAACAACCGUCGAACCCGAGUUAGAAAAGGAAGCAAAAGUAGCCGAUGACAACAUCUCCGCACCGCCACAUCCCUCCAUGGGAGUUCUCCGCGGCCACAUCGCGCGCCAAAACCCGCAAAGCAAAGCGAUGGUAGAAUCUGCCUCGGAAUACAGCACCAAAACAACUAGUAUCCCGGGCGCAUUUCCCAUAACAAGUUCUGCAGAAGAACCAACGAUAUCCACAGGCCACAGUCUCCCUGGUGAGGUCUUAAUCGUCUUCACCAGUCCAGUAGACCACUACAUCACCCCGAACUUCUACACAGAGUCCAAACCCGCCACGGGGAGGGUCGCUCCAACGUGGAAUUACGCCGCGGUGCAGGUCUACGGUCGGGCGACUAUCUACCACGACACGAGGGACGAGCAAACAGAGCUGUUUCUACGACAGCAGCUGGGUGAUUUAGCUCGGUUGGGAGAGCAAGGAGAGAGGUGGAAGUGGAACUGGGAAUGGGGAUGGGGAUCCGCCCCAAACCAGAACCGGUACCAAACCCGGAGCCCAGAUCUAGAGCUGAAUCAGGGGGUGGAGAUGGCGGCGACCGGAGCUAGCACGGCAUUGCCGACGCCGAGGCCGACACCUUGGAAAAUUGCCGAUGCGCCCCUGGAGUACAUUGCUGCGCUUUUGAAGAAUAUUGUCGGGAUGAAGAUUGAGAUCACUCGGAUUGAGGGCCGGUUUAAGGUUAGUCAGGAACGGCCGGUUAAUGAUCGUGGUGGUGUUGUUGAGGGGUUGGAGAGGAUGGGUGGAACGGCGAGGGAUAUGGCGGAGUUUGUGAGGAGAGGGAAGGUUUUGCCUGAGCAGUGA
Penicillium samsonianum is the source of this 987-nucleotide messenger RNA. Its product is annotated as FMN-binding negative transcriptional regulator. NCBI's taxonomy places the organism in Eukaryota, Fungi, Ascomycota, Eurotiomycetes, Eurotiales, Aspergillaceae. The record is from RefSeq and is a predicted model, not a curated record. Bases 1 to 987 code for a protein of 328 amino acids. The transcript has 2 exons.